AUGAAAAUUGUUACAAAUUUACUUCUUAUUUUUAUAAUUUUUGUUAGUCAGAAGUUAGUAUUGUCAUUUGAAGAUUCAGAAGAUACUUAUUUAAAGACUAAAUCUUUUAAUACUAUUGGCACAAGAAAUUGUACCUCUAUUACAAAUGGUAACGCCUACCUUGAUAUUGUAGUUGUUUUUGAUACAUCAAAAGGUGUUGAUGAGUUAGGAUUUAAUGGUGAAAAAGGUAGUUUAAUUACAAUUUUAAGUGCAUUAAAAAUUGGACAAGGGGCAAAAAGUCAAAUAUCUCGUUUAUCAAUUAUAACAGCAGCAGCUGAAGCAAAAAUAAUUAGUGAUUUAAAUAAAUACAGUUCUACAAAUGAUGCCGUUAGAGAUAUUAUGCAAAUUCAAUUUUCAAGUAAUACAAAUGAAGAAUUUGAUACAGAAAAAGCUUUGAAAGCUGCAGAAAAAGUUAUUGAAACAACUGGUCGUGGUGAUAAUUUUAAAAAAGUUAUUUUGUUAUAUACUUCAGCAACUGAUUAUGAUUGUUCUGAGGAACAAGUCUUUGCUGUAUCAGAUGAAUCACCAUGUAGAACAGCAGCUAAUCUUAAAAAUAAAGGAUAUUAUAUCAUAACUGCUGCUUUACAAUUUAAAGAUGGUGUUUAUAAUCCACCAGCAAAAAGUAUUGCUUCUCCUUGUUUCGCUGUUACUGUAAAAAAUUUACCUAAUCAAUUUGUUGAAAUGUUUACUUAUGCUAAUUGUUUUUGUGAAAGUGUUUUUCUACAAUAUUUUAAUGCAGAUACAUGUUAUAAAGCUGCUGAAUGUUUAUACCUUGAAAAUACACCAACAGGAUACACUAUGGCUCAAAAAGUUGCAAGUUUAGCAAAUGGUACAUUAGUAGAUAUUAGAGAUGAACAAAAAGAAAACUUUAUUAUAAAAAUUGCAAAUUAUUCAUUACCUGUCUUUAUUGGUCUUAAUCAAUUAAAAACUCUUGGAAAAUGGACAUGGGAUACAGGAUAUGCUUUUGAUAACUCUUAUAAUAAAUUUUCUAAUGGUGAAGAAAAUAAAAAAGGUAUGUGUGUAACAUUAAAUUCAGAUGGAUUAUGGUAUACAACUGAUUGUAGUCCAUAUUUAAAUCCAAAACCAUAUAUUUAUCAAGUUAAUGCAUGUGAUGCUGGCAAUUUCUGCGCUGGUGAUACAUAA
Molecule: messenger RNA, 1182 nt
Organism: Strongyloides ratti
Lineage: Eukaryota; Metazoa; Nematoda; Chromadorea; Rhabditida; Strongyloididae
Product: C-type lectin domain and von Willebrand factor, type A domain and C-type lectin-like domain and C-type lectin fold domain-containing protein
Exons: 1
Coding region: 1-1182 (393 amino acids)
Source: RefSeq, a predicted model, not a curated record